AGCAAGAAGCGCAAGAGGCAGUCCAACGGCGUAGAUACACCGAGCAAGAAGACGACCGCGAUCAACGGAGUGCACCAGAUUGACAAGAUCAAAGUCACCUUCACAGACGAAGAUGGACUGCAUCCAGUACUACUCUCCACACCCGGCCUAACUACCCCUUCAUUCCCAUUCGAGUCAUAUGCGAGGGCGUGGUCAAGCAAAGAUGCCAGCAGGACUCCCGCACCGAAGACGCACGAGCUGCUCCUGCACUCAUCCCAACACCCACGCAUCGACUAUACCGCAUCCGCAUCCGCUCUCGAUGAGCAUCUGGCGCAUUACGUCGCCGUCUUCGACCCAACAACAAGUGCGCUGCAGAUCACACCAGCCCAUCAUGUGACUCUGCGAGCCGCACCUCGAAAAGCUGGUAUCGCAGACGGAGAUAAGGAUGAAGGCAAGGCAACCACCCGGGGCACCUAUGCCGCACAACGCGAAACACUAGGCAGAGAAUUCGGCACGAAGAAGGCGCAGAAGGUCAUCGCCAGCCGCACCCAGAAUGCCAUUUCCAAGGAUGCCAAAGGCAAAGGCAAAAUGAGUGAAGCGCAAGACGCCGUCCUCGAAUCCAUGGCUACAUCAACCCCCGCAACCGCUCCAUCAAAGCAGCAAGAGGACCUCCUAGCCUCCAAACCCAUCCCCCAACCCAACCUCGCCGCCGAAACAGUCGAAGAAGUCUACCCCUUCUCCACCCUCAUCCCACCACACACCUCCCGCCUCAUAACCAUAACCGACUGGCAAACCAAAGCCCGCGCGAACGAGGAGAUCCUGCUAAACCACCGCUUCCCCGCCUUCCGCGUCGGCGCUCUAGGAAAGUCGGACGACAUCCCCAAGCUCAAAGCCCUGCGCUACCUCGCCUUACUCCUCGACUUCCACGACGCCCUCGCCGCCGCCGGCCGCGCGGGGAAAAAGGUACCGAAGAAAGAGAUCCUGCAGCGUCGACUCGCCGCUUGGUCAUCACCCGAACAGCAACAACUCGUGGAUUCCGUGAGGCGACGCUUCGCGAACGAGGCGAACGAGUUGCCGAAGUGGCAUAUGGAUAACCUCUGCACGCACAUCUGCGCGCUGAGUCUGUAUGUGGAUGGGUGGAUGACGAAUACUACGGAUCUGAAGUUGGAUUUGAAACUUACGAAUCAGGAGUUGGGGAGGUAUUACGCGGAGUUGGGCGCGAAGAUGAGUGCGCCGACGGAGAGGGAGAAGGUGGAGUGGAAGAUCAAGACCAAGGCGGAGGCGGCGGACACGAAGGUGGCGAGGUUGAGGCUGCCGUUGGAGUUUCCGAAG
This is a messenger RNA of Baudoinia panamericana UAMH 10762, 1311 nucleotides long. RefSeq lists its product as uncharacterized. NCBI's taxonomy places the organism in Eukaryota, Fungi, Ascomycota, Dothideomycetes, Mycosphaerellales, Teratosphaeriaceae. The transcript has a single exon. The annotation marks the transcript as partial. The record is from RefSeq and is a predicted model, not a curated record. Gene Ontology annotation, molecular function: DNA binding. Gene Ontology annotation, biological process: nucleolar large rRNA transcription by RNA polymerase I; RNA polymerase I preinitiation complex assembly; transcription elongation by RNA polymerase I. Gene Ontology annotation, cellular component: RNA polymerase I complex.